Molecule: messenger RNA, 880 nt
Organism: Labrus bergylta (ballan wrasse)
Lineage: Eukaryota; Metazoa; Chordata; Actinopteri; Labriformes; Labridae
Source: RefSeq, a predicted model, not a curated record
UGACCCGGAUGUAGUUUCUAUCGGCAUCACAAACAAGAGGAUGUCCAGUUAGCAAGUCAGUUAGCGUUCUGCUAACAAAGUCUGGAAGUUGCACUAAUGUUGUCAGCAGGUGAAUCCUGAAUCAGGUGUGCGCGGUGUCGGACUUUCCUAAAGUCAACCUUUGACCUUUACGUUUCCGGAUUAUUCACUCAUGAAGUCGGAGAGCCGGAAAUAACCGAAGCUAGCUCGUUAGCUUCGUUCGGCUAACGUUAUCGAGGCCAGCUGCUGUAACGUGGAUGUGUGAGAAGAAGAAGAAGAAGAAGAAGAAGAAGAAGGUGUUCGUUGAUUUAACAUCGUCGUUAAGUAUCAGGACAUGUUAUCAACCCCGAGGAGGAAUAACUAACGUGUUACAGAAGAGUUUAGCUUAGCAGCAGGUUAGCUUCAGAGGAGAGUCAUGGACGACUUCAGCUCCAUCAGUCUGCUCUCUGUGGCCAUGUUGGUGGGAUGUUACGUAGCAGGUUCGAUCCCCCUGGCUGUCAACUUCUCAGAGGAGAAGCUGAAGCUCAUCACCGUGCUGGGAGCGGGGCUGCUGUGUGGGACUGCGCUGGCUGUCAUCAUUCCUGAAGGGGUCCAUGCACUUUAUGAGGAAAUACUUGAAGGUAAAGUCAAACAAAGCAGAGUGUACAGAGUGUCUUUCCCCUGAGGUUUACACUCUCAGAAUGUUUCACCUGAUUCCCCUGGAGCGAGUCAAAGCUGCAUAACAGGUAGCUGAGAGUCGUAAGUGAGUGAAGAGCUUAAACUGAAGUCAGGCUGCACAGAUUGGUUUCUUUUAUAUAAACUCUCACAAAUACAGUGAACAUUUCCCAUCAUGUUUUCUUUAAGUCGAGGGGAACUUCCUCAA